AAGCUUAGACAGUGAGGGAGAGAGAGAGGAGGUGAAGAGGGAGAGAAGGGAGAAAGAAGGUAGGAGCAGAGAAGAGAGAGAGUGAGGAGGAGAAGGAGGUGAGGGAAGCAGAAUGGAGACAUGGAGUUAGGUGGCUUGGGAGAGCUUAAUAAAACGACAGCCAACAGGGGGUGUGGAUUAGAAACCAGGAGGUAACCCCAGAGAGAAGCAGAAGGCAGAGAGAGGAGUAGAAGGAUCAGGAGACAGAGGGAUACUGGAGGGUUGGGGAGGAAGGUGGAGAGGCACAGAGAAGGGGAGAGAAGAGAGGAGUGGGUUGGGGGUGGGGUCUCAGUCCCCAGCUGCAUUGGUAUUAGGACUAUUUGGGAACCAGGACUCCCCGUGGGGAGGAGAGGAAGGCUGGAAGUCCUGGAGGGACAGGGUCCCACAGAGAGGAGAGGAGCUGAGAGAGAGGGGCCCGGGGGCUGGGAAGGGGUCUCCCAGAGGCCUCCCCGGGGAUGGGGGGUGCAGCUCGUCUGAGCACCCUUGGAGCGCUGGUACUCUGGGCUGCACUGGGGACGGCAGCUCACAUCGGACCGGCACCUGACCCUGAGGACUGGUGGAGCUACAAGGAUAAUCUCCAGGGAAACUUCGUGCCAGGGCCUCCCUUCUGGGGCCUGGUGAACGCAGCCUGGAGUCUGUGUGCGGUGGGGAAGCGGCAGAGCCCCGUGGAUGUGGAGCUGAAGAGGGUCCUUUAUGACCCCUUCCUGCCCCCACUGAGGCUCAGUACUGGGGGAGAGAAGCUCCGGGGAACCCUGUACAACACAGGUCGCCACGUCUCCUUCCUGCCUGCACCUCGGCCUGUGGUCAAUGUGUCUGGGGGUCCUCUCCUUUACAGCCAUCGACUCAGUGAACUGCGGCUGCUAUUUGGAGCACGUGAUGGAGCUGGCUCUGAACACCAAGUCAAUCACCAGGGCUUCUCUGCUGAGGUGGUGCAGCUCAUCCACUUCAACCAAGACCUCUAUGGGAACCUCAGCGCUGCCUCCCGGGGCCCCAAUGGCCUGGCCAUUCUCAGCCUCUUUGUCAAUGUGGCUGGUAACUCAAACUCAUUCCUCAGCCGCCUCCUUAACCGUGACACCAUUACCCGCAUCUCCUACAAAAAUGAUGCCUACUUUCUUCAAGACCUGAGCCUGGAGCUCCUAUUCCCUGAGUCCUUUGGCUUCAUCACCUAUCAGGGCUCUCUCAGCACCCCGCCCUGCUCAGAGACUGUCACCUGGAUCCUCAUUGACCGGGCCCUCAAUAUCACCUCCCUCCAGUUUCCCGCCCCCUUCCCGCGGCAGAUGCAUUCCCUGAGACUCCUGAGCCAGAAUCCUCCAUCCCAGAUCUUCCAGAGCCUCAGCGGUAAUGGCCGGCCCCUGCAGCCCUUGGCCCACAGGGCCUUGAGGGGCAACAGGGACCCCCGGCACCCCGAGAGGCGCUGCCGAGGCCCCAACUACCGCCUGCAUGGAUUUGCACCGUCUUGGAUACUGGAAUCUUGCAAGCUACGCUCGCCCGCGCCCUGGGCAGACACUGGCCGGAACCACAGGAGUGUACCGCUGACUGGCAGGCCAGCUCUUCGCCUCUCCAUGAGCCCGUGAGCCAGCGGGCAGGUGCCCGGCGAUGGCGCGGCCC
Molecule: messenger RNA, 1647 nt
Organism: Rhinolophus ferrumequinum (greater horseshoe bat)
Lineage: Eukaryota; Metazoa; Chordata; Mammalia; Chiroptera; Rhinolophidae
Gene: CA11
Product: carbonic anhydrase 11
Exons: 9
Coding region: 495-1613 (372 amino acids)
Molecular function (GO): carbonate dehydratase activity; zinc ion binding
Source: RefSeq, a predicted model, not a curated record